Molecule: messenger RNA, 1732 nt
Organism: Phialemonium atrogriseum
Lineage: Eukaryota; Fungi; Ascomycota; Sordariomycetes; Cephalothecales; Cephalothecaceae
Product: family 18 glycosyl hydrolase
Exons: 2
Coding region: 196-1524 (442 amino acids)
Biological process (GO): chitin catabolic process; carbohydrate metabolic process
Cellular component (GO): extracellular region
Molecular function (GO): chitinase activity; chitin binding
Source: RefSeq, a predicted model, not a curated record
UCAUAGUGCAUUGCAGCAUGUGGCGGUGCCUUCGCUGCUUGACCUCUUAUAAUAAGAGGAGUCGGGAGAAGCAACUGCGCCCAACCCAAGAUAGCAUAGCCUUCAACGUAAACACUCCUCUCUUCAGCUGGCCUGUUCCUUCUCGGCGCCCAAAUCCGAUGCUUACUCAUCUGCCCAACGAGGUACAAAAGACUCAUGCCUGCUGUUAGACAAACGUUCAUCGCGGUUAUCUCUUUCCUUCCUCUGUCCUUCGUGUUUUUGACUGCCUUCUCGCCCAUUUUCAGGACCCAAUUCCCAUUCCUGACCUCACAGCAAGCCAGCAUGGGAGGAGAAAACCUGGAGGGCUACCGAACGGUGGCCUAUUAUGUCAACUGGGCUAUUUACGCCCGAAAACAUCGUCCCCAGGACUUGCCCGUAGAAAACCUGACCCACAUACUCUAUGCCUUCGCAAACGUCCGUCCAGAAUCGGGCGAGGUCCACCUCACCGAUAGCUGGGCCGACACGGACAUACACUGGGAGGGUGACAGCUGGAACGACGUCGGCACCAACCUGUACGGCUGCCUCAAGCAGCUGAACCUCCUGAAGAGGAGAAACCGCAACCUCAAGGUCCUCCUCUCCAUCGGCGGCUGGACCUACUCCAGCAACUUCAAGGGCCCGGCAUCGACCGCCGCCGGCCGCAGCACCUUCGCCAAGUCCGCAGUCGAGCUAGUCAAGAACCUCGGCUUCGACGGCCUCGACAUCGACUGGGAGUACCCGGCGUCGGCCUCCGAGGCCGCCGACUUCGUCUCCCUGCUGCAAGAGUGCCGCGCUGCGCUCGACGGCCACGCCGCGUCGACGCCGGGGACGCCGCACCUGGAGCUGACGGUCGCCUGCCCGGCGGGUGCGCAGAACUACGAGAAGCUCGACCUGCCGGCCAUGGACCGGCUGCUCGACUUCUGGAACCUGAUGGCCUACGACUACGCCGGCAGCUGGGAUGCCGCGGCGGGCCAUCAGGCCAACCUGUUCCCGUCGGGAUCGAACCCCGCCAGCACGCCGUUCAGCACCGCAGCGGCCCUCGACUACUACGCCAGCCGCGGCGUGCCGGCCCGCAAGAUCGUCCUGGGCAUGCCGCUGUAUGGCCGCGCCUUCGAGCGCACCGACGGGCCCGGGAAGCCAUACAGCGGGGUCGGCGAGGGGACGUGGGAGAGGGGCGUGUACGACUACAAGAAGCUGCCGCUCGAGGGGGCGGCGGAGCACGAGGACGGCGAGGUGGGCGCGAGUUACUGCUACGACGCUGGGAAGCGGACCAUGGUGACCUAUGACACGGUGGGCAUGGCCCGUCGGAAAGCAGAGUUCAUCAAGGAGAGGGGGCUGGGCGGUGCCAUGUGGUGGGAGAGCAGCGCCGACAAGCCGGCCGAGGCGAGUCUUAUUGGCAAUGUGGUGGAGGUGCUUGGAGGGCCCGCGGGGCUUCAGCAGGCGGAGAAUUGCAUCUCGUAUCCGGAGAGCAAGUACGACAACCUCAAGCAAGGUUUUCCCAAUAACUAGGCAGGGAGGGAAGGGAUAGGGCGGUUAAACAUGUCACAGUACUCGAGGAAUUCGGACAAGAUGUUUGUUCAUGACCAGUUGCCUGCAUUUCCUCGCCAGCCAGAGCCAGUAUGUCCAUUCUAUGGUACAUACAUCAACGCCGUGAAUGUCACCAGCUCAAUGCAUUUUAAAAAACCAUCCAUAUCCGACUCAUCCAACCAUCCCUCCA